Symbiodinium necroappetens is the source of this 894-nucleotide messenger RNA. Lineage: Eukaryota; Dinophyceae; Suessiales; Symbiodiniaceae. The record is from the annotation of a GenBank genome assembly.
AUGGAGACAGCUGGUAUGGCCCACUGGCGCGAUCUCUUCUAUGAGGUGAGCGAUGGCCUCAGACUUUACGCGAGGGAUUAUCCGGGUCCAAGUCCCGAUGCUCCGGUUGCAUUACUCAUGCAUGGCCUGACCCGUAACAGUGCCGAUUUUGAGGCCCUUGCUCCGGUUCUUGCCAAGACCCACCGGGUGCUUGUGGUGGAUCAGCGUGGUCGUGGGCGUUCCGAUCGUGAUCCUGAUGCUAGCCGGUACCAUCUGGCCAGCUAUGUGGGAGAUAUGUUUGAACUUCUCGCUCAGCAGGCUAUCACCCAGGUUGCUGUGGUCGGCACAUCGAUGGGUGGUCUCAUGGCCAUGGUGAUGAACGUCAAGAGUCCCAACAUCUUCAGCCAUGUUGUCAUCAACGACAUUGGCCCAGUGGUGGCGCCCGCGGGGCUUGCCCGCAUCAAGAGCUAUGUGGGUACCGGUUCUCGGUUCUCAACUUGGGAGGAGGCUGCAGCUCACAUCAAAGUCCUCAACGAAGCUGCGUUUCCAGCCUACACCCCUGAAGCCUGGAUGGCGUUUGCAAGGCGGACGUGUGUUGAAGAGGGGGAUGCAGUGGUACUCAACUAUGACUUGGCCAUCGCUGAGGCCAUGAAGCAGCGGGAAGAGGCUGCGGUGCCCCAGGAUCUUUGGCCGGCUUUUGAGGCAUUGAAGCCGAAACGCACGAUGCUGGUACGUGGGGGCAUAUCAGACUUGCUCGAUGUGCCCACUGCAGUGGAGAUGCGGCGGCGCCACCCGGAGAUGGCGUUCCUUGAGGUACCUAACAUCGGUCACGCGCCCAUGCUUGAUGAGCCGGGCGUCGCGGAGCGCAUCGCUGACUUCAUCAACGAUCGCUCAUCCAGACUCUCUCAGCUGUAG